AUGGCGAGUCACAUCAUAUACGUGCUCGUGCCGCCGCACGCCACCAGCGCGCAGCUGCAGCUCAGCGCUGCGGUCCUCGCGCAGCUCGAGGCGCAGAUGCAGCGGCUCGGGGACGGCCCGAGCAGCCCCCGCGACGCGUUCUACGUCGUGGACACGGCGGCCAUUGACGACCGCUACAAGCUCUGGCACGCGCACCUGCCGCAUGUGCGGCCGUACUACGCCGUCAAGUGCAAUCCCGACGCGGCGCUCAUUGAGAGCCUCGCGCGGCGCGGCGCGGGCUUUGACUGUGCGAGUGAGACAGAGAUCCGCGCGGUGCUCGACGCGGGCGUGGCGGCCCGCGACAUUGUCUACGCCAACCCGUGCAAACAGGGCUCGCAGAUCGCCUACGCGCGCGCGCAGGGCGUCGACGUCAUGACGUUCGACUCGCUGGACGAACUGGUGAAGAUUCAGGUCAUUAGUCCGCGCGCGCAGCUCGUGCUGCGGCUGUACGUGGACGACUCGGCGUCGGUGUGCCGCCUGGGGACAAAGUUUGGCGCCAUGGUCCACGACGUGCCGGACCUGUUGACAAAGGCCAAGUCGCUUCAGUUGGAUGUCGUGGGCGUGAGCUUCCACGUUGGCAGCGGGUGUUUCAAUGUCGACGCCUAUGGCCAUGCGGUCGCUCGGGCCCGCAAAGUCUUUGACAUUGGCCACGCAAUGGGCUUUGACUUUGAGCUGCUGGACAUUGGCGGUGGCUUUCCUGGCACCGAGACCGGUCCGAUUCGCUUUGAAGACUGUGCUCGCGAGCUCAGGCAGUCGCUGGCGCGGCACUUUCCAGUGGACAGUGGCGUGCGGGUGAUCUCGGAACCCGGACGCUUCUUUGCGGCGUCGACCCACACGUUGGCGGUGAACAUUGUUGGCCGCAAAGUGGCACCGACGGUGGACGGCCCGGCUCAAGCACCGGAGCUGGUCAGUGCUGCUGCUGCUGCGAAACAAGGGCCCAACUAUAUGUACUUUGUAAACGACGGCUUGUACGCGUCGUUCAACUGCAUGGUGUACGACCACCCGUCGAUUCAGCCGGUGAUCAUGUCGAACGCUGCCUCGCUGGAUGCUACGCCCAUGUACAAAGCCAGUCUCUGGGGCCCCACGUGCGACGGCAUGGACUGUAUUAUGAAAGAAGUCGAGCUGCCGUUGCUGGACGUGGGGCAGUGGAUUGUGUUUCCGAGCAUGGGCGCGUACACGUGUGCUGCCGGCUCGGACUUUAACGGCUUCCAGCGUCCUCAGAAAAUCUACUUUGACUCGCAGUUCGUGGCAGACGACCAGCAGCAGUUUGUGCACUAG
This is a messenger RNA of Hyaloperonospora brassicae, 1317 nucleotides long. NCBI's taxonomy places the organism in Eukaryota, Oomycota, Peronosporomycetes, Peronosporales, Peronosporaceae. The record is from the annotation of a GenBank genome assembly.